Messenger RNA from Rotaria sp. Silwood2, 1866 nucleotides. The record is from the annotation of a GenBank genome assembly. Lineage: Eukaryota; Metazoa; Rotifera; Eurotatoria; Philodinida; Philodinidae.
AUGGACACUCAUACAUCCUCAUCUGCUUUUCUUUUUGAAAAUACAGAUGGAUCAAUUUAUCCGAGUGAUUUGGUUUUAAAUUUGAUGGAUGAAUCAUCAUCUUCAUUGAUAAAUACAAAUGAUAGUUUAUCUCCAUCAUCAUCAUUAUCAUUGACAAAUAUGAAUGACAGUUUAUCUCCGUCAUCGUCAUCAUCAUCAUUGAAUCAAACAUUUGACGUAUCAAAAAAUCAAAUAACAUAUCCAUGUUGUGUAUUUCAGUGUAAACCAAAUUCACAUCCGUUCCAAGAACGUUGCAUUCCACUUAAUGAACAAGUUAAAGUUGGACGUGCUGUUGCUCGACUUAAAGCUCUUCCGAAUAAUGCCAUAUUUGAUUGUAAAGUUCUUUCACGUCAACAUGCUAAAAUUUGGUACGAAAACGGCAAAUUUUUAUUACAAGAUACAAAAAGUUCAAAUGGUACGUUUGUUAACAGUCAACGAUUAGGUAAAUGUAAUGAAGAAAGUCCAUCAUUUGAAAUUUUUUCGGGUGAUAUUAUUCAAUUUGGUGUUGAUGUUACUGAAAAUAAUCGAAAAACUACGCAUAAUUGCAUUAUUAUGGAAGUAAAACUUUUUCAUACAGAUGGUAAUGAAGGUUUAACUCGAAAUACUAAUGAUCAAUCUUUAUCACAAAUGAAAGAACUUGAUAUAAAUACUCAAACAUUAUAUCAAUUAGAACAAUAUAUUCAAGAAGCAAUGUAUCGUGAGCAAACACUUGGACAAAAACUUGCAUUUCUUCAAGGUGUUUUACGUGAUGCACAGCAAACAUCAAAUGAAAGUUGGCAAGCAAUUAUUCAUGAAGAUCGUCUUCUAGCACGCAUUAAUGCACUAGAAGAUCAAAUUCGUAUUUAUCGCACUAAAUUUCCAAAUGAAGAUACAAUAAAACAAGAGCUAAUUCAAUUAACUGACUCACAUAUAAAAUUUGAAGAAGCAUCAAAAAUAAAAUUAGAAAAAGCUAUACUCGAACGGGCCGAUGCAAUAAAUCGUAGCAAAUCCCUUGAAUGUUCAUUACAAUUAAUACAAGAUGAAUUGAAACGUUAUGAAGAGCUAUAUGAACAGCAUAAACAAGAUACUGAACAACUUGUACAAUCAAUUGAUGAACAACGUUCGUUAAUAUCUGAAUUCGAAAUUAAAUUAAGAGAUUCUGACAAACAAUAUACAGAACUAGAAAAUGAUAAACAACGAAUACAAACUAAUUUUGACGAAUAUUAUCAACGAACACAUCAGUUAGAAGAAUUACAAAAGAAAUCGAUGCAGAAUGGAACAAGUCACGAUCAAUGUCAAGAAGAUUCUUCUUCAAAAGAUAUAAUUAUUGAAGAAACGACUAAUUCUGUUGAGAUUCCAAUAAUAAUUGAAAAUGGAGAAAUUGAGAAACCUCAUCAAAGUAUGAUACCAUCAAAUCAAAAUGAUUCAAUAAUAAAUCAUAAUCAUGAAGAAGAAUAUGAUAAUAACAUUAAUGGAUUUGAUUCAAUGAAUGAAUUAAUAGAAGCACAAAAACAAAUUGAUUUAUUACGUAAAAAUUUAAAUGAAACCAUGGAACGACUUGUUUCAACUGAAGAUUCGUAUCGAAGUGAACAACAACGUUGUCGUUCAUUGACAACAGAACAUGAAACAAUUCAUGAUGAAUUAAGUCAAUUAAAAAUUCGUUUUAAUAAAGAAAAGAAUGAUAAUAAUGAAUUAUUUCAACAACAACAAAGUAGACUUGAUUAUUUAUCAAAAUCAAUUUUAUCAAAAGAAAAUAAACAUAAUCGAUUGCUCAGUGUUUAUAUAUGGUUUUUUCUUUGUUGUUAUUUGCUAAUUUUUUUUCUUUUCUUUUUUCUUCUAUCAUGGUGA